Messenger RNA from Lotus japonicus, 645 nucleotides. RefSeq lists its product as uncharacterized. Bases 1 to 645 code for a protein of 214 amino acids. Lineage: Eukaryota; Viridiplantae; Streptophyta; Magnoliopsida; Fabales; Fabaceae. The transcript is spliced from 3 exons. The record is from RefSeq and is a predicted model, not a curated record.
AUGCCCGAUCUCAGACAUGGGAAAUUGGGUGGAAGGGAGAUGGAUUUGGACUCUAAGCUGGAGAAGAACUCUGUUCACUUGGGAAUCUCUCUUACUGGAGGACCUGCUGCGAGACCUGGGUUCAAUUCAGCUUUCCUUUGGAGCCGAGGACCAUUGGCUCCCUCGAAUAUCUUAGCCUUCUCUUGGCGGGUAUUACUUGACAGAAUACAAACGAAAGAAAAUCUGAAGAAACGAGGCAUCAUUCAACCCGGUCAACAAAGCAAUUGUGUGUUUUGCCAUAACCAAGAGGAAAGCUUGUCCCACCUCUCGUUCUCUUGCAAAUUUGCGUGGGAGGUGUGGUCGAGAACAUUCAAGUGGUUGGGAAUUGUGACUGUCCAACAUUCAGAUGCAAAUUUGCAUUUUCUUCAGCACGGGAACAUCCUCGCCUCACACUCAUGCAAUGGAUGGUGGGUUAUAUGGGCUGCAGUUGUUUGGUCCAUUUGGAUACUUAGAAAUGACAUUGUGUUCAAUUCAGGCUCAGCUUGUGUUGAUAAGAUUAUGGAUAUAAUUCAAUUCAGAUACAGAACUGUAUCUUUUGUUGAUGUCUCUUCUGGGGCUCUUGGAACCGACCAGGGACUUUUGUUUCAAACAUUGGUAGCUGAAUAA